Trematosphaeria pertusa is the source of this 1374-nucleotide messenger RNA. RefSeq names its product FAD/NAD(P)-binding domain-containing protein. The record is from RefSeq and is a predicted model, not a curated record. The transcript is spliced from 4 exons. Gene Ontology annotation, molecular function: electron-transferring-flavoprotein dehydrogenase activity; flavin adenine dinucleotide binding. Bases 1 to 1374 code for a protein of 457 amino acids. Gene Ontology annotation, cellular component: cytoplasm. Lineage: Eukaryota; Fungi; Ascomycota; Dothideomycetes; Pleosporales; Trematosphaeriaceae.
AUGCCGCGUCAACCGCUCAACGUCGUCAUAUUGGGAGGUUCCUUUGCCGGGCUCGCUGUAGCACAUCACUUCCUGGACCGGAUCGUCCAUCAGCUCAGCACUUUCGAAGGCGCGCCCGCCUACCGAGUGGUCCUCGUGAGUCCUUCGACUCACCUCUACUGGAAUAUCUGUGCCCCGCGGGUGUUGGUCUCACCCAGUCUAAUAAGUCCCGAAGAUGCCUUCAUUCCCAUCGAACCGGCCUUCGCCCGGCAUCCCUUCGACAAGUUCACCUUCAUGCAAGGCUGGGCAACCGGGGUUGACACGAGCGCAAAGAAAGUGACCAUCGAGCUUGUUAGAAAUGUAAAAGAGAAUCGGUUGAGCGGCGUCUCCAAGGCGAGCUCAUCGACCGCCGAAACCAAUCCGGCAAACAUAUCCACGGUUCAGACGAUCUCAUACCAUGCCCUGGUCCUUGCGACUGGCAGCUCGACAUACUCACCACUAUACUCGCUUCAUGGCACACAUGAAGACACACUAGCCGAGUUGAGAGCCUUCCAUCGCAGGCUCGAGACUGCGCAUUCAGUCAUGAUUGUUGGUGGAGGGCCUUCAGGCGUCGAGACAGCCGGCCAGCUCGCCACCUACUACAACCAGAAGAGAAGAUGGAGAACUUUCAAAGAGAAACGGCACCGUUCCGACACGACCAUCACGCUUCUCUCUGGUGGCGCCCGUCUCCUGCCCAAGCUCCCUCCCACCGUUAGCAAGAAAGCAGAAAGGAAGCUAAAGAAACUCGGCGUGCACAUCGUUCACAAUCUCCGUGAAAUCGGCAACACGACUAACGCAGACGGCACAACGAACUGCAUUCUCAACAACGACAUGACUAUUACUUCCGACGUCCUCAUCUCUGCAACCGGCGUGUAUCCUAAUACACGCUUCCUGCCGCAGCACAUGCUCGAUGAGAACGGAUACGUCAUCACUGAUCCCCAAACACUGAGAGUGUAUGCCCAAGGCGUGGGCCAGAGGGUGUAUGCCGUCGGUGACUGCGCCAACUACUCGAAGAACUACACACUGGACGUUUACGAAGCCGUUCCCAUUCUAAUGAAAAACCUGCAGAACGAUCUCCUGACACACGAAUACAAACUGCAAACCGUAACCUCGAUGCCGCACGGGGAGGCACACAAGACAGCGCGCCAGAAGAUCGCCGCACUGGAAGACGCGCACUAUCACCAGAAUCCGACGGACUCGCAACUCAUGCCGAUCACGCGGUUUGGUGGCGUGGGCGUGAUUUUCGACUGGCGCAUUCCGAGCUUUUUGGUGUAUUUGAUGAAGGGGAGGAAGUAUCGGCUGGGACGGGCAGAGGGGGCGGUGGGGAGGGGGAGGGAUCCUUAUGCGGUUAGGUGA